AUGUGGUUAUCCCUCACCCUUAAGGGAACAAAGGUUGUGAUCGUGGCUCCACCCUUGCUACUACUUGAAUGUCAACAAGCAGCAGGUUCCUCCUGUCACUAACUCAGAGCCUCGAUAAAAACAUUUUUCCCUCCAUGAAAGGAGUAGCCUGGGAGCUCCCGUUCUCUCCCUCUCUGUCCCUCUCUAAACCAAAGUUCAGGUCAGACCGUGCUAUCUCAAGUGAAAUGUAAAACAGGAGGCUGGCAGCAGUUGAAGCGUGAACCGAAAGCGGGCGCCGUGAUAACACCCGGCCGGUGGGAAUCCAUCAGCCACUUGGCCGCUGUGAGGUUGACGCUUCAAGUUUCCACGGGGCGCAGAGACGAGCCGAGCGUCUCACUUUCACUCCAUGGCUCAGCGCUCCGCUCAUCCCGGCGUCCCCAUCGCGCUGCUGCUGCUCGGACUUGUUGCAAUCCUGCUCCUCACCAUCCGCACCGAAGACGUCCGGGAGGCGCCGGGGUUCAGGUAUGGGAUUGUCCUGGACGCUGGAUCUUCACACACAGCUUUGUAUAUAUACAAGUGGCCAGCAGACAAGCAAAAUGGCACAGGUGUGGUCACCCAGCACAGUGAAUGCCACGUUAAAGGCGGAGGGAUCUCUAGCUACGUGGACCAACAGGGAGCAGCGGGGCAGAGUUUGGAGGCUUGUCUGGACCAGGCCGUGAAGGACAUCCCCAAAGACAGGCACCAGCUCACACCUGUGUACCUGGGAGCCACAGCUGGCAUGAGGCUUCUGCAUAUUUCCAGCCAGGAGCAGUCAAAUCAGAUUCUGGAGGAAGUGGGCCAUAAAAUCCAGUCCUACCCUUUCGACUACCGCGGAGCAGCCAUACUGAGCGGUCAAGAGGAGGGAGCGUACGGUUGGGUCACUGUCAACUAUCUCCUGGAGAACUUCAUUAAGUAUGGUUUUGUGGGACGAUGGUUACGCCCUGGUAGGCCGACAGUGGGAGCCCUUGAUUUUGGUGGGGCGUCCACGCAGAUAACAUUUGUCACUCAGGAGAAAGUGGAGGACAAACGAAACCUGAUGAAGCUGCGUCUCUAUGGCCAGGAGUAUUCUCUGUACACACACAGCUUUCUGUGCUACGGCCGGGACCAGUUCCUCAAGAGACUGCUGGCUCAUAUCGUGAAGACUCAGGGCUACUCGGGUUCAGUCUCGCACCCCUGCUAUCCUGCAGACUACAAUAGGACUUUAAAGCUGAACAGCAUAUUCAACUCGCCAUGUACAUCAAAGAACAAACCCGACUCCUACAACCCUCAGGCUUCUUUGACAGUUCAAGGCACCGGACAUUAUGAGCACUGUGUGGGUAACGUGUCCAAGAUCUUCUCUUUCGACAGCUGUCCCUUCUCGAAGUGCUCCUUUGACAGCGUCUACCAACCAAAUGUCACCGGUAGCUACAUGGCCUUCUCUGCAUUCUUCUACAUUCACUCCUUCCUGCAGCAGAUCACUGGGAUCUCUGUGAGCUCCCCGUCGCAGUUGGAGUCGGCGGCCAUAACGGUGUGCGGCAAGAGCUUCGAUGAGAUGAAGCUUCUCGCUCCAGAGCAAGUGUCUCGUUUGCAGGACUACUGCGCCUCUUCUGUGUUUGUCAAGAUCCUCAUGUUGAGAGGGUACGGGUUUGAUGACACAACUUUCCCUCAAGUGUCUUUCCAGAAGAAGGCUGGGGACACGUCAGUGGGUUGGGCUCUGGGCUACAUGCUGAGUUUGAGCAACUUGCUGCCUGCAGAGGACGUGUCGCUCAGGAAGGCCCUGACCACGGGGGCCUGGGGGACACUCAUCUUUCUCUUUGUCCUGCUCCUCGCUUGCGUCCUGAUCUUCAUCUUACUUCGAGCUCGUCAUAGGAAGAGGAAAGAAGGCGGUGAAAGCCCCAUCUAGAUGCAGCAACAAUGCACAGCGCAGGGAGGAAUCAGCCUCACACUGAGGAUGUUUUUCAUAUAUAUAUUUCCUCAGUGUUAGGGCAAUGCAGCAGACCAGCCAUCCUUAACAUAGAAACUGCACUAUAUGUCCACUGACUGCAAAGAGUUUACACGUGUACAAAAAUGGCUGUACCUCUUCCACCUUUCAAUCAAUACAUAAAAUGACAUAAAAUUAAAAUGGAUAAUUUAAACAUGGUUUUCUUUUUUUAAAAUGUUGAAUCCAAAGUGCUGGCCAACAGAGCCAACAAUAUAAACAAUGUGAUUAUGACGAAUGCUGUCCAGAUGUAGAACUGGCAGUGCAGGGAAAGUCUGAAUGUAAGUUUUCUUUUCUUAGAAAUUCAAACCAAGUUUUGGAAGAACAGAAUGUAAAAUGGGGGCAGCACAGUGUUGUGGUGGUUAGCACUGAUGUCUUACAGCAAGAAGAUUCCAGGGCCCGAGUCCAGACUGACUGGGGCCUUGUUCUCCCUGUGUCUGUGUGGGUUCUCUCCCCGUACUCCAGUUUCCUCCCACCGUCCAAAGGUUGUUAGGUUCACUGGUGAUUCUAAAUUGUCCAGAGAUGUGAGUGUGAAUGGUUGUCUCUCUCUGUCCUGUGAUAGACUGUAAACCUGUCUACCAGGGCGUAACCAGCCUUUUUACAUGUAAAGAAUUAAUGUUUUUAUUUGUAUUUGUAUUUUAGUGUGGACUGACUAACUUUAACAGAUAGAGAUGUACAGAUGUGAUUUUUUUUGUGUGUUUUUUUUUGUGUUUUUUUUUUUUUUUUUUUGUUAAUAUUUGUGUCUGGUCUCUGGGUAUAUUGAAGUAGCUUGGAUUACACUUUUCAAAAGUGCCACACAACUGUUCUUAGGAGCAACAACAAUAACAAAAAAAAUAAAUAAAUAAAAAUACACAAUGAUUACUUAAA
Mugil cephalus (flathead mullet) is the source of this 2842-nucleotide messenger RNA. It is a transcript of the gene entpd2b, whose product is annotated as ectonucleoside triphosphate diphosphohydrolase 2b. Gene Ontology annotation, biological process: nucleoside diphosphate catabolic process. Lineage: Eukaryota; Metazoa; Chordata; Actinopteri; Mugiliformes; Mugilidae. Gene Ontology annotation, cellular component: plasma membrane. The record is from RefSeq and is a predicted model, not a curated record. Bases 386 to 1900 code for a protein of 504 amino acids. Gene Ontology annotation, molecular function: UDP phosphatase activity; GDP phosphatase activity. The transcript is spliced from 9 exons.